Messenger RNA from Saimiri boliviensis boliviensis (Bolivian squirrel monkey), 2136 nucleotides. Lineage: Eukaryota; Metazoa; Chordata; Mammalia; Primates; Cebidae. The record is from RefSeq and is a predicted model, not a curated record.
AGAGAAAGUGAGGCGCCGUGAUCACCACCGCAGACAUGUCCCUUCGUGUCGUGUCCUCCAGCCUGGUCUACUCAGUGUGCCGGAGCCGCUGCAGUCCCUCCUCCAGGGAUACAGGAAUCCCAGCGGAGUCCUUCCUAGGUUGGGAGGGAGGCAGAGGAGUGGAGGCAGGCCUCUAGCUUCCGUGACCCGCCCCUACCCCAGCUCUCCAGAGAGGCAGGAAGGAGACUGGGUUCAGACCCAAGGGAGCCAGCUGUGAGGCCGGAGCAGCUGCUGCGUGGGGGCGCCGGGGCUCGGCAGGGCUGUUCACCUGCUGCUCUGCGCACAGACAGCCUCAAGCCCAGCUGCUGCGGUUGCAGCUAAAACAGCCAAAGGGCCCCGGCUGCGGAAGGCAACAGAAGGAAUCUAAGAAACCAGGCCAGGGAGCCUCCCCCAUCUCCCUGUUGCCUUUUGGGAGCGCAGCGCUUCCCUCUGAAGGCCACCCCGGAGCUGGUCCUCUCACAGGCGAGCCACCAGCCCACGACAAGGACACCCACCUCGCCCCUCGCACCUCUAGGUCAGCACUAGGCCUGCGCCCCCGUCCCGGAGACCAGUCGACUGCUUGGGAGAGGGAAGAAUGAGCUUUCCUCUUCCAACCCGAGAGCGCCUCCCGUCCCGUCCAGGAAUCCAUGUACUUUCGAGAACGCUUGCUCACAUCAGCGCAGAGAUUGCACCUGCUGACCUCGAGAUUCCAGCCCCCGGCUCCGAGGGUGAGAGGCCGCCGAGCAGGACAGCCAGUAGCAGCAUGUCUGUGAAUGGCAGUAAGAUGGCACCAUCCGUCACCCAGGAGAUCCUCAGCCACCUGGGCCUGGCCAGCAAGACUGCAGCGUGGGGGACCCUGGGCACCCUCAGGACCUUCCUGAGCUUCAGCGUGGACAAGGAUGUGCAGAGGCUGCUGAGGGCCAUUACCGGCCAAGGUGUGGACUGCUGUGCCAUUGUCGAGGUGCUGACCAACCGGAGCAGAGAGCAAAGGCAGCUCAUCUCUCGAGCUUUCCAGGAGCGCACCCAACAGGACCUGCUGAAGUCCCUACAGGCAGCGCUUUCUGGCAACCUGGAGAGGAUCGUGGUGGCUCUGCUGCAGCCCGCAGCCCAGUUUGACGCCCAGGAAUUGAGGACAGUGCUGAAGGCUUCAAAUUCUGCUGUGGAUGUGGCCAUGGAAAUUCUUGCCACCCGAACCCCAGCCCAGCUGCAGGAGUGCCUGGCAGUCUACAGACACGAUUUCCAGGUGGAGGCCGUGGAUGACAUCACAUCUGAGAGCAGUGGCAUCUUGCGGGACCUGCUCCUGGCCCUGGCCAAGGGGGGCCGUGACAGCUACUCUGGAAUCAUUGACUAUAAUCUGGCAGAACAAGAUGUCCAGGCACUGCAGCAGGCAGAAGGACCCAGCACAGAGAAGACAUGGGUGCUACUCUUUACCCAACGAAAUCCUGAACACCUCAUCCGAGUGUUUGAUCAGUACCAGCGGAGCACUGGGCAAGAGCUGGAGGAGGCUGUCCAGAACCGUUUCCAUGGAGAUGCCCAGGCGGCUCUGCUCGGCCUAGCUUCGGUGAUCAAGAACACACCGCUGUACUUUGCUGACAAACUUCACCAAGCCCUCCAGGAAACCGAGCCCAAUGACCAAGUCCUGAUUCGCAUCCUUACCUCUCGAUGUGAGACCGACCUUCUGAGUAUCAGAGCUGAGUUCAAGAAGAAAUUUGGGAAGUCCCUUUACUCUUCUCUCCAGGAUGCAGUGAAAGGGGAUUGCCGGUCAGCCUUUCUGGCCUUGUGCAGGGCUGAAGACAUGUGAGACUUCCCUGCCCCCACCCCACAUGACAUGCGAGGAUCUGAGAGUUCCGCGUUUGGCUGAACCUGCAGGAGACCUGCUGGGCCUCCAAAUAGGAUAACCCCUCACUGAGCACCACAUGCUCCAGCUUCUUGUUGAGGCUGGAACGGUUUCUUUAAAAUCCCUUAAUUUUCCUCAUCUCAAAAUUAUAUCCGUACCUGGGUCAUCCAGCUCCUUCUCGGGUGUGGGGAAAUGAGUUCUGAUCGUUUCUGCCUCACUCAUCCCUCCUGUACCCUGGCCAGAACAUCUCGCUGAUACUUGAAUUCUUUUGGCAAACUUCA